Molecule: messenger RNA, 4185 nt
Organism: Nematostella vectensis (starlet sea anemone)
Lineage: Eukaryota; Metazoa; Cnidaria; Anthozoa; Actiniaria; Edwardsiidae
Exons: 2
Coding region: 297-2990 (897 amino acids)
Biological process (GO): axon guidance; muscle attachment; nerve development
Cellular component (GO): sarcolemma; dystroglycan complex; dystrophin-associated glycoprotein complex
Molecular function (GO): calcium ion binding; laminin binding
Source: RefSeq, a predicted model, not a curated record
CUUAGACUCGAUUAUAGCAAUUUGCCGGGUGAAUUAUUUAGUCUGUCUUCUCUACUUUCUGCGCGAGGGGGCGCUCAAAACCUCCACCAAACCAAUGCAAGAGGGAUAUUGCUUAAACAAGAAUCAUCCAGUUCGUUAGAGUGAUGAGGCUGAGCCUUCUCCGCUCUAAGGUUUGUAGCAGUGUUACGGAGAACGAAUCGGACAGGGCCGAAGUAUUAUCGAUCGACGGCGAACGAAAAUUGACGUUGCAAUGAUUAAGCGUUCAGGCAGUGGAUUGUUUCAUCGAGUUUUCUCCAAUGUCCAAAGCACUUGCUGUUUUAAAGCUGUUUUUCUCUUUAGUCUCGCUAAACACGACCCAGUCUCCCAUAAUUGACGUCACAAACCCAAACAGCACGAUCCCCAUAACACAGGAACCCCACAUGCCCACGCCGCUCUUGUUGAAACCGCUGGACCAGUUGGCGGCUUUCAUUGGUCAAGCAUUUCUCUUUAAAGUCCCGGAUGAUACUUUUUACCCUACUUAUAACGCGGAGAGCUCGUCGAAUCUACGCUUGACAAUGUACACUAAAAAUGGCGGGGAAAUUUCCAAGACUUCAUGGAUUCAGUUCGAGCCGUCUUCGAGAAAUGUUUAUGGUUUUCCUUUGCCAGGAAAUAAAGGUGUGUUCAAAUUUCUGGUAUCGGCGACUAAUCAACGUGGACAAUCCGCAAAGGAUUUCAUGGAGGUUGACAUUAAAGAAAACACAGGACAGUAUAAUCACGAGUUUGUAAUUAACACCGACUUUAAUCUUGUUUCCUUCAUGGCUGAUGUUUUAGUUCGUUUUGAAUUUGUGUCUAGAGUUGGUCGCUAUAUUGCUAAUGAGGAUAUCAGUUCAGUGUGGCUCAAAUCAUUUAACCAGGACACAAGAGAGGUCACCAUUUCUCUUAACACCGUGCCUUACGCACCUUGCAAUAAGCCUAAACUAAAACGACUCCUUACCAGAUUUGUUUCAGAUACAGGGGCGGUAAAUCAGAAUUUUCAGACGGCAAUGAGUGAAAAAUUUCCUGUUUCCAGUGUGAAAAUGAACUAUCUUGGAAUUUGUCUAGAAGAAGAGAAUGCUGAUAACGUUGGAUUUGAUUGGGGGUGGCUUAGACAUGUCCUACCGCUUUUUAUGUUGAUCGGUGUCGUUGGUAUACCUGUUGGGAUUUCAUGUAUCAUUGGGAAGAUCGCAAGAAAGCGACGGUUAGCACGACAAGGAAGAAGAAAGAGAGAAGAGAAUGGUAUGGGCUUUACUUUUCAUACGGUGCACUUCAACAAUAGGUACCCUUCCAUGUUAUCAAUGUCUAAUAAUUCCAAGGAGGAUGAGGGAAACGACGAGUUGAAUUUGAACUCGAAUUUGCGGGUGAAUAUCCCCAACGGCAGUCCUCCUGCCGCCACACACCUCGCCGUACCCAACGCCAACCAGAAACAACAAAACACCUUAAACGCAGAGAAAGAGAAAAACACGCCUAAGAGUAAGGUGGUGUACAUGGGUAAAUCAGACUUGAAUAUUCCGGUGUACUUUACACAGCCAGAACUUGAAGAAGACAAUCCACUAAUAGAUAUAAAUUUCGCGGAACUUGCGGAGUCCAUAUCGAGCAAGUUAAAAGGGUUCGGCAAGUCUGUGAUGAACGUCGCUGGUGUGGCAGAGAACGAUGUUAACACAAUGCAGGAGACAAAAACUGUUAUCGAGGGGGAUCUGGUAGCCUUCGAAAGUGAGAUUCGUAUUCCUGCCCCAGGGGAGGAACCCUCGGGGAGCGUGGCUGGUAUUCAGAGACUCAUGUCCACCGGAAGGACGAAAAGAAUGGCGAAACGAAGUCAGUCGGAGGUGAGACUGAAUGAACACGCGGUUUAUGAAGAAAACUUGGAUUAUAAAUCGAUCAAGUUCGUAGGUUUACCGAAUAUCAAAGGUACUCUGAUGUCGCCAGUAAAGAGUCGAAUGCCUUCCAGAAGGCUGUCAAUGCCGCAUAUAGGAUUUGGUGAUCAUGACCAAGAUCUUGGACUUGUCUUGGAAACUCAGACGAAACCUGCUAAGCCCCUAAAGAGCGCCUUAAAGAAGAACUCUCCCGUUUCUCGCUUAUCGAAUCUCACCGAUAGCAUAAUUGGUAUGGCCGCUAAUGGAGAUAGCAUCGGACAAUACACGGGCUACAUAGAACAGUUAUCUCAAAAUGCAAGGCAAGAAUUUGGGUCUAAUCUGGAGACAGGAUACCAUACUGAGGCCACACCCAAUAUAGAAGCGGUCCCCCAUGAAUCACCCAAAGACCCUGCUACGUAUUACCGGCCAAAAGAGGCCGGGAUUGAUCCAUACGGCGCGCAUGCGCAUAGCGAUGUGUAUGAAGAGUAUGAAUAUGAAGAGAGCUCCGUUGAAGACCCAGAAGAGCUCGAGGUGAUGGACUACACAACAUGGAGACUAAAACAAAUAAGAAAGGCGGAACGCCAAGAGAAACGCAUCCCACAUGAAGAGUACCACGAGGCUGAUCCCGAUGAUCCAGAAUACGAAGAUUACACAAAUCCAUACCAUUAUACGAAUGGUCCUUUGAGACCUCCGGUCAGAUCCCAGUCAUCGUACGGCCUGCUCGAGAGAAGCAAGUCGCCGUCAGAGUUUCCUAGUGACUGGACGAGCGAUUACGAGAAGGAGAACCGCUACAAGCAGCAACCGCCAGAGACCAACCACCAUAAUCACGUGACGCAGUCAAUGCCGGGGGGACUGGACCAGAAGGGCCACCAAGGCAUCAUGGGUAAUCACACGGGUUCAAAGGUAGAUAACAGUGAUGGUGCGACGUCAAAAGAGAAUAAGUCGCUGCUCGGAUCGAUGUUCUUUCGGGAGAAGCCGAGUGUGGACCAGAACGUCAAUCAAGCUACCUCGGAUGGGGAUGGCUCGGUUGUUGGUUUCUUGAAAACCAGUUUGACCGGUUUUCUUGGUCCGACUUCCUCUGAGGGGACAUCUUCAUCAGCAGCAUCCAGAUGGUUCAAGUGAGAAGAUCACACAAAUAGCCGGUUUCGAAAUUGGACGUAGAGAAGGUUUUAAAUGAGUGUAAAUCUGUGGCGGAUUUUUUGGCAGGUUUCCAUUUUCGAAUAUCCGCGGUUAACCGUCUAAACAAUAUAUAAAACAUAUUUGUAGAUAUAUAAACAAUAUGUAAAACAUAUUUGGAGACACCUAAAAACACAAGUAGCAUAGAGGCAAAUAAAUGUCAUUGUAAACUUAGUUUAGAUAGACGCGAGGCAUUAGGCAGUCGUUAUAAUCGGUAGUAACAAAUUUCAGAAGACAAUAACUCGACACUUCUCUCAAGAGAAAAGAGGAAAAAACUAUUAGACAUCUACAGAUCUAUUGAUAUCAACAAAGCUGAGCUUAAACGCUUAAGAUAGAAAUAAUGUGGUUUUCAAAAUCCCGUGCAACAAAAUGUAAUUGUUGAAGUAUAUUAGCCAAGCCAUAACAAAAGAGGACAAAGACAUUACAGUGUAUUAGUACUAAAUAAACUAAAUAGUAUUUCACGGGUUUUUGAAAACCAUUAUUUGCAUUGUAGUCUCGUAGUUCCAAGCGCUUUUAAAGAUUGAUACAAUUAGUUGCCUUUGUAGUUUAGAAAAUAACUUAAGACGUAUAGAAAGGAGAUUUUGGAUGUGGUUGUUACUAGGACGCAAAGCGCAUCUUUAUCCACGAUAGCUUACAAGAAAGGGCGUUGGCCUGUGUGCCGCCGCUGACGAUAACAAACCCUAUUAAACAUAAAACACUUUUUUGGUUUUAUUUUUUUCGUAUCGUAUCCUUUAUAGGACUACCUUUCUAUGGCUGAGUCGAUCAAGCCUCGGGCACCAUUGUUGAGGCAGAAACAAAUGUCUCUGUUUGCAAACUUACCAUAUUGUAUUGCUGUUUGAAAAACCCUAACAUUUUUGCGCAACGUUUUUUAACGUCUCGUGCAAAUAGUGUUUGCGCAAACAACCAGAGAAACGCGCUGCCAUCAAUGCUGGGUGACGCAGGCGCUGUUUGCACGAGCCUAGAACAAUUUCGCCAUAAAUAGUGGGUGGUGCCGGCACUGUUUACACGAGCUUAGCGCCAUUUCGCCACCAAUGCUUGGUGACGCAGGCGCUGUUUGUACCAGGAUUACCAAUUUUUAUACGAUUGGUCCCGUAGGGUGCGACAACAUCUUGCGUUGCUAUUAAUAAAAAUGUCAAUGUUA